UGCUUCUUCGUAACCAAUAACGCCGCUACUAAAUUAUAAAGCUGACGCUCAGAUCUCAUCUCCCCACCCAACCCAACCCAACUCCAACCCCAGCCCCAGUGGAUUCUCCAAUCCCCCGCAGAAAAGGGCGCCAGCGCGUCCGCUCCCGUUUUCCUCCCAGCAGCAGCAGCAAUCCGUUACCACCAAGGCGGAAGAUUUAGUAGUACUCCUCCUCCUCCAGUUCUUGCUCAGCUCCACCCGUACCGAAUCUCGCCUCGCGGCAGCUUCGUGUUGACUCGUCCAUCCUCGGGAGCGCUCGUGGGCUUCUCGAUUCGGCGGCGCGUCUGUUUGGAGUCUCGGAUCCAAGAAACCAGCUGGGCGUUGGGUUCUUGGAUUUGGAUUUGGAUCUCCCUCCCGUAAUGGCGGCGCUCGUGGAGCUCUUCACGAGAUCCUACUCGUCCUCGACGCCGGUGGACUGGGAGGCCGAGGCCUACCCGGCGUACGGCGACUACGCCGUGCUUCCCAUCCUUGUCGCUUUCUUUCCCGCCCUGCGCUUCCUCCUCGACCGGUUCGUCUUCGAGAUAUUAGCAAGAAGACUUAUAUUUGGAAAGGGUUAUGACAAGCUUGCUGAAACAGAUGAAAGGAGAAAGAAAAUCAAUAAAUUUAAGGAGUCGGCGUGGAAAUUUGUUUAUUUUCUUUCUGCAGAGGUCCUUUCAUUAUCUGUAACAUACAAUGAGCCAUGGUUUACAAACACCAGAUACUUCUGGGUAGGGCCUGGUGAGCAGCUCUGGCCUGAUCAAAAGAUGAAACUGAAGCUUAAGGCUGUAUACAUGUAUGCUGCUGGAUUUUACACAUAUUCCAUCUUUGCCCUUCUGUUCUGGGAAACAAGACGCAAGGAUUUCGGAGUCUCGAUGUCUCACCAUGUAGCAACCGUUGUUCUGAUUGUUAUGUCCUACAUUUGCAGAUUAUCUCGUGCUGGCUCGGUCAUUUUAGCUGUCCAUGAUGCGAGUGAUAUAUUCCUAGAGAUCGGAAAGAUGGCCAAGUAUAGUAGCUGUGAGGGGCUAGCUGUUGUAGCGUUUCUACUUUUUGUGGCUUCGUGGAUCCUUCUUCGGCUAAUAAUUUUCCCUUUCUGGAUCCUGAGGAGCACAAGCUAUGAAGUAGCUGUGAUCCUUGACAAGGAGAAAAAGGAAUUUUACAGCUCCGUAUACUACUAUCUUUUCAACAGUCUCCUGUUCUCACUUCUAGUCCUUCACAUAUAUUGGUGGGUACUGAUUUACCGGAUGUUAGUCAAACAAAUCCAAUCUAGAGGACGUGUUGGUGACGAUGUUCGAUCCGAUUCUGAAGGCGAAGAAGACCACGAAGAUUAAUCUGUAGGUUGUUGGAUGCUUAACUGAAGAACUAUACGGUGUGUUCCCUACAGGAAGAUACAUCACCCUAGGCACUGAUUUCACUAGAUCGGAUCAAUCUUUGUGUCAAACAAGGCAGCCACAACUUGCAGGAGUUGCUACUACAGCUACUUGUGCUAUCAUAUACAAAGUUGAUGUAUAUUGCCCUGGAUCCGUAUUUGUAUAAAAGAGAGCGUAAUAAGUUUAUUCAGUCUAGGAAGGAUUAGUUGAUUCAUGAUGCAUUGACGUCGUUGUGUAAUACGCUGUGGCAACUCAGUUUACCACUUGGGUGUAUCUUGCAUUAUAAUGGGCAUUGACGUCGUUGUGUAAUACGCUGUGGCAACUCAGUUUACCACUUGGGUGUAUCUUGCAUUAUAAUGGGUAAUCUGGACAAGAAUUCUUGUUC
Molecule: messenger RNA, 1770 nt
Organism: Hordeum vulgare subsp. vulgare (domesticated barley)
Lineage: Eukaryota; Viridiplantae; Streptophyta; Magnoliopsida; Poales; Poaceae
Product: ASC1-like protein 1
Exons: 6
Coding region: 399-1346 (315 amino acids)
Biological process (GO): ceramide biosynthetic process
Cellular component (GO): membrane; endoplasmic reticulum
Molecular function (GO): sphingosine N-acyltransferase activity
Source: RefSeq, a predicted model, not a curated record